AUGAUCCAGCCUCCGUCAUCCUGCAUCCAUCAUCCAUCAUCCAUCAUCCCGCAUCCAUCAUCCCGCAUCCAUCAUCCCGCAUCCAUCAUCCCGCAUCCAUCAUCCCGCAUCCAUCACCCUGCAUCCAUCAUCCUGCAUCCAUCAUCCAUCAUCCACGAUCCUGCAUCCAUCAUCCCGCAUCGAUCAUCACGCAUCCAUCAUCCCGCAUCCAUCAUCCAGCCUCCAUCAUCCAUCAUCCUUGAUCCUGCAUUCAUCAUCCUGCAUCCAUCAUCCUGCAUCCAUCAUCCAUCAUCCGUCAUCCUGCAUCCAUCAUCCAUCAUCCAUGAUCCUGCAUCCAUCAUCCCGCAUCCAUCAUCCCGCAUCCACGAUCCUGCAUCCAUCAUCCCGCAUCCAUCAUCCUGCAUCCAUCAUCCAGCAUCCAUCAUCCAUCAUCCACGAUCCUGCAUCCAUCAUCCCGCAUCCAUCAUCCUGCAUCCAUCAUCCAGCAUCCAUCAUCCGGCCUCCGUCAUCCUGCAUCCAUCAUCCAUCAUCCAUGAUCCUGCAUCCAUCAUCCCGCAUCCAUCAUCCCGCAUCCAUCAUCCCGUAUCCAUCAUCCAGCCUCCAUCAUCCACGAUCCUGCAUCCAUCAUCCAUCAUCCACGAUCCUGCAUCCAUCAUCCCGCAUCCAUCAUCCUGCAUCCAUCAUCCAGCAUCCAUCAUCCGACCUCCGUCAUCCUGCAUCCAUCAUCCAUCAUCCAUGAUCCUGCAUCCAUCAUCCCGCAUCCAUCAUCCCGCAUCCAUCAUCCCGCAUCCAUCAUCCAGCCUCCAUCAUCCAUCAUCCACGAUCCUGCAUCCAUCAUCCUGCAUCCAUCAUCCAUCAUCCACGAUCCUGCAUCCAUCAUCCUGCAUCGAUCAUUCAGCAUCCAUCAUCCUGCAUCCAUCAUCCAUCAUCCUUCAUCCUUACGAAACGUUUAAAUAUAUUGAGUCUGUGGUCAUUUACCAGCUGACAUUGACAAAUGACAAGUUUUUGUGUUUCAACAUUACAAAUAAAUACCAGAAAAGUGUUGUGUACGCGAUGGCAUCGAGUUAUUUAAAUGAAAAUGAAGCGCCUCGAGAUUUUAAAGUCUCGUCGACGGAGAGUGAUGGUCAUUACAAGAAGUGCCUCCUAUGUUACACCGUGAAAAGAAACUUUUACUGUCCGGAUUGCAUCAGGGCGGGCAAUUUCGUGCAUUCUUCGAUGCCUUACGCAGACAGAUACGCAGAAAAACAAGCAAAACUACUCAGAAUGAAAGUGAACCGCAAACAUGUGUUAGACAGAUGUGAAAAGCUCUUAUCUUCAAAACUAAAAAAGGACACAUUGCUGACAGAAGCAAAGCAAUCGAGAGACAAUCUGGAUUUGCUACGAUUAGCCAUUGAACAGAGACGAUCUAACAUUGAAGAAAAACGAAAACAGCUCAUAGAACUAAAAAAUAACAAUAACGAAUUAAUACUAAAAUUACCGAGGUAUCAAAAGCGUGUGUCUAGUCUUGGCAAGCACUCACAGCAGCAGCGGAUGGAGUUAGAGAACAAAGUCAGUAUGUAUAAUGAACAAGCAGAAUCUUUGGCAGCAUUACGGCGGUCACGGAUAAGACAGCUCACUAAAUAUAUAUUCCCAGUCUAUAUGAGUUAUGACACUAGUGAGAGUAUUGAAGACAUGGAGUUUAUAGGCGAAGACACUGCGGAGGAGCCACCUCAGCGGCCGCAGCUGCACAUCGUGGCGCCCUGGAUUAGCACCGACGGGGACUGUUCGCCUGUCCAGGCCUGGUUGCGUCAGAACAAGGAGUGCGGGUGCGGGGGCGCGCUGGGCGGCGGCGCGCGCGUGGUGGCGGCGCUGGCGCUGUGCGCGCAGCUGCUGGCGCUGCUCGCCUGGGCGCUGGACGCGCGUCUGCCGCACACCAUCUCACUCAAUGAGUACUGCAACUGGCGCGUGUCGGAGAGCGGCGUGUCGUGGCGCGCGCGGCGGCUGGCGGCGGCGGCGGCGGCGCUGGCGGCGCGCGCGGCGCUGCCCCCGCCCGGCGCCGCGCCGCCGCACGCGCUCGCCGCGCUGCACACGCUCGUCGUGGCCGCCGCCACCGACGACCCCAUGCUCGGCAGGGUGGAGUCGUGGAUGAGUAGUUACGAGGCGGGCGUGCGCGGCGUGUGGGCGGAGGCCAUCGCGGCGCUGGGCGACCUGGACGCGGACGACACAGAGCCGCCCGAACAUCUCACCUGGCCAGAGACCAUGGAGAUAGAGGAGUUGAGUUGCACCCCUCCUCCCGCGCCGCCCGCGCAGUCGCUGGUGACGUCAGCGGCCGCGUCGCUGGCCUCCAUGUGGCGCGUGUUCACCAAGUGACCGCGCGGGCCGGGGCCAGGGGGGGCAGCCUGGGCCACGCUGGGUCCAAACGGGGCUGAGGGGGAUUCAGCAUGGGCCACGGUGAGACCAGCCUGGGCCACGCUGGGACCAAUCGGGACCAGAAAAUAUCAGGCUGGGUCUGGAGAUCUCUCAACUGUUCUGUGCUCUUAAUUUUUUAUUCCUAACGAAUCUGUCUUCAGUGAAAGCUAACAAAGGAUAUUACUUUGUAAAAGUGACUUUUAAAUUUAGCAAGUGACGUCGUAGGAGUUUUGAUCUUCGUAGUAAUUGAAGUUUCUAUUCUCCGUUGGUAAUCAUCUAGUCUAACUAUGAACAUACGAAUUUAAAGAAACGCCUGGUUAUAUAUUUAACGACUACAAUUAAUAGAAAUGGGUUAACGAAAUAAAAAAUACUUAUAAUAAAAAAAAUCUAUAACAUUACUUAUAUGUAUUUCUAUAUAGGCCAUACAAAUCGCCUUAUAAUAUUCAGCUAUAUGUCCGGCACAGGUAGCUUCCUUAAUUGCUAUUUGCUAUAUGGCACUAAAACAAUAAAAUAUACCAAAAGACUACAAGGUGCAAGGAGAAUGCAUAACGCUUUUGCAUACUGGCAAUAAAAAAUACCCUAGCCAAUAGCUCCCCAAAAUAAAAAAUGGCCCACCCUACAAAUAGAGAUCACGACUGGGGAUAGAAGUAAAAAUGUAUUAAGUCCGUCUGAUCGAAGGAGAUGACAUAUGUGUCAUAUUAACUGCUUUGAACACAUGAACAAAGAUACAGUAUAAGCAUUCGUGGAUCACACACAUGUUCAGUUCAGUGGGUUUGGCGUGGGGACCCUCAACCACUCGAGCAGUCAAUGUAUGCGGUAUAAACAUCAAAUAUGUGUCCAAUAUUAUUAAUUAAACUACUUGAUGGACAUAAAAAAAAUGUCAUAAUCCCUAAACAUUACCUGAUCAAAACUAGCAAGGGAGGGACAAUAUUUGGAACAAAACGACUACUGAAAUAGAUAAACGAAAAAUAAUACUUGAAUGAUUGCCAUACAUUUUCUUUACACCUUGUAUAACUAUAUAUAUUGUAACACUAGCUAUAGUUCACCCGCCUGUUUGCUCGACUCCAUAGGGUCGUAGUGUGAUGUUAGCCUUAAGUUAUAGUAGGCAAGAGCAGGGUGCCUAUUAGCGCCCCUUGGAGUAUGACAGCUGAAGAUAUGAAAGGGAGAUGUGGCUAUACUGUAUAGCGGUGUCCCGCUUCCACAACUUCGAUAAGACUCCAAGAGGAGCUGGUAGACCUAAAGGACUUUAAAAUCAGACUAUUCUCAGAUAUAGAUUUGUAGAUUAGCUAGUUCAAAACAAUCCGACAGCUUUAUUUUCUUAGUAUUUUCAAUCCGCAAUUCCAAUCACGGAAAACUGCAGACCUGCAAACCGCAUCUGUUUGCGAAUUUAUUAUAAAAAAAAAACAAAUAACACUUGCUGAAACAGAGGUAUCAAAAAGGCAAGUGAUGCAAUUUAUAUUUUCGAGUAAUUCUUUAUUGUAUGGUAUUUUAGAUACUAAAGGUAUCUUGCUGACUUUUUGUAAUAAAAUACUGAAUAAUUUACUUUCUCACGCAAUUAA
Trichoplusia ni (cabbage looper) is the source of this 3947-nucleotide messenger RNA. It is a transcript of the gene Atg14, whose product is annotated as beclin 1-associated autophagy-related key regulator. Gene Ontology annotation, cellular component: extrinsic component of phagophore assembly site membrane; phosphatidylinositol 3-kinase complex, class III; mitochondria-associated endoplasmic reticulum membrane contact site. The record is from RefSeq and is a predicted model, not a curated record. Bases 1 to 2349 code for a protein of 782 amino acids. Gene Ontology annotation, biological process: autophagosome assembly; mitophagy; cellular response to starvation. Lineage: Eukaryota; Metazoa; Arthropoda; Insecta; Lepidoptera; Noctuidae. The transcript is spliced from 8 exons.